AGCCCUUUGUAACACACUUUGGGCACUAAAAGAUGCUUCUCAGAAAAACAUUCUUUGACAUUCUGAAAACUCGAGGAGAGAAGCUGUUACGGUAUCCACCCCUUGUUGCUGUUGAUCUUUCCCCACCACCUGCAGUGAGGAAAGGAGUAUCGGUAUUGCUUGAGAUAAUUGAGACGCAUGAUGGCAUAAUGGUUCCUGCUUCAGGAAAGAAGUCUGACUUUGAUCCGGUGAUAUCUGCAUUACUAGAUCCUAUUAUUCAGAUAUGUGAACAAGCAGUAGAAGCACACAAGUCCAAAGGAGCUAUUCAUUCCUUUAGAAGAAAUAAAACUACUUCUGACCCAAGCCAACUCAGUAAAUCAUCUGUUGAUGCAAUUUUGGCAAACAGCAACACUUUAGCUACGUCUCAGACUAGUGAAACACCCUCCAAGAUUUUCCUCAUCAACUGCUUGUGCGCCAUCCAGCAACCAUUAUUAGGACACGGGGUUGCAUCUGAAUAUGUGAAAAAGCUCGGAACAAUGAUAGAUAAUCACAUGAACAGUCUUGUGGAAAAAGAAGUUGGUACCAUUCUAAGAAGAUGUGGCUUGUCAAACAAAAUGUCUCACUUCCAAAAUUCAUUGAACAGCGAGGAAAUCCUAUUAGCUGAGAUGGAGGACACGUCUCCAACUGCUCUUUCAGAGUGUUUGAAGGCGUUCUUUGGACUUAUUUUAGGAAGCGAAAGUUCUCCGCCAGAGUUUGAGCAGAUGCAGGUACCAAAGUUACGAUCUGAAACUUGUAUUCAAGUGGCUAGAUCACUGGCUGAAGCAUACGAGCUUAUUUACAAGGCGAUCAUGGAUCCAAAGAAUCGGUACCCAGAUCCCAAGUCCUUGUCUAGGCAUCCCCCUGAUCAGAUAAGGACCAUCUUAGGAAUUUGAAACAAUGUUUUCCUGUUAUUUUGAGGGGAUUAUUUAACAAUCUUUUUUUUUUUUUGGUUCAUAGUUCUUGGAACUGAGUUUCUGUUGCUAUUAUUCUUUUGGGAUUGUUGGACAAUCUGCUGCAAUUCAAGUAUAAUUAGUUCAAUGAAUGAAGUUUUAUAUUC
Molecule: messenger RNA, 1075 nt
Organism: Camellia sinensis
Lineage: Eukaryota; Viridiplantae; Streptophyta; Magnoliopsida; Ericales; Theaceae
Source: RefSeq, a predicted model, not a curated record